Molecule: messenger RNA, 516 nt
Organism: Rotaria sp. Silwood1
Lineage: Eukaryota; Metazoa; Rotifera; Eurotatoria; Philodinida; Philodinidae
Source: the annotation of a GenBank genome assembly
AUGUUUUUCGAUUUCUUACCGGUUCCAGCUCUGCCACAAGGAUUUUGUGCUGGUGCUGUUGACAACAGUAAUUUGCAAUCAGAUGCUUGGUGUGUUACUUAUUUAAUUGGAUUCGAUUCACCAGAUCUUAUCCGAACAGUAGUUGUUCAAGGCACUGCUUCACCAAUAGGAACUAUUUUUUCAAAUCACUCAGUUUUUCCAUACAAGAAAAAUCUUCUUUAUCUAUUGAUAGCUACUCGUGAUGUUCAUCGUUCGACUCGAAAUGGAACUUACAUAAGGUUUAUAGAUGCUUCAACUAAUACAUCAGUACGAGUAUUUGAUGCAGGAUGGGCACCAAAUAUAUUAUAUUAUGGAAAUACAAGCAGUAUCAUAACCAGUUAUUCAUGGAUUCCAGAACGUAGUUAUUAUGUUCUUUUUGAUAGUGGAGUGGUCAGUGGAAUCGAAUUUUGUGGUUCUGAAUCAGCUCCAAUAGCUGAUCCAACAUUUUGGACUUUCAAUAUAUGGGAUCCUGGUUAA